Molecule: messenger RNA, 3122 nt
Organism: Sitophilus oryzae (rice weevil)
Lineage: Eukaryota; Metazoa; Arthropoda; Insecta; Coleoptera; Curculionidae
Gene: RASSF8
Product: ras association domain-containing protein 8
Exons: 10
Coding region: 210-1634 (474 amino acids)
Biological process (GO): signal transduction
Source: RefSeq, a predicted model, not a curated record
GUCAACAGAUGUUGAUGUUGAUAUGUGUGUUGAUAUUUGAUAUGUGCAGUUGUCACAUAAGUUGUCAAUUGUAGUUAUUGACGUAUUUUUGCAGAUCUUUUUUAAUAAAAAAAUAUAUUUAUUUCUUAAAUGGUGCAUGUUAUUACCAAAAUGAAACACAUUUCUAGUUUGACUAAUAAGCUUUACCCUAAAUACCAAUUUUAAAAGAUAUGGAAUUAAAAAUUUGGGUAGAAGGAAUUCAGAGAAUUGUUUGUGGUGUUACGGAGGCUACUACAUGUCAGGAUGUAGUUUUUGCUUUAGCUCACGCCACUGGAAAAUCGGGUAGAUUUACAUUAAUAGAAAGAUGGAGAAGUAAUGAAAGACAAUUGGCCCCUCAGGAAAAUCCGAUGAAGAUACUACUUAAAUGGGGCGAGUAUUCGAACGACGUACAAUUUAUUUUACAAAGAAGUGAUAGUAAAUCUGGUCAUUCCAAUAACAAACCUAAACCUCCGCAACUCUUUCAUUUUGAUGUAUCUAGGGAAACCCAGAACAGGUCUUUUCAAAAUAAUAGUCAAAAUAGUGGAUCUGAAAAUAUUGGUGUUGUUAAAGGGGUACAACAAGUCAAAACAAUACAUUUAGAAGUUAGAGAGCAAUAUUUGAGUAACUCACCGCAUAGCUCACCAAAAAAGAGCAGUUACUGUGGAUCGGAUAUUUCAGAACGAGUGUUAGAAUCUCCUAGUCAUCGUGUAGCGCCACCAUAUAAGGAUCCCCCUGCACCCCCACCAUAUAGGGACCCACCACCACCAAAUUCGAAUAUAAGUCAUGACAAGCUCAAGAAAAAUAAUUUUCUGGAUAGCAAAUCUCAAAAGGAUUGGAGUGAAAAUAGGGGUAAAAUGCCUGAAAAUGCACUGUGCAACAUUCAAUACAAAGAAAUGAUUGCUCUUAUCAAUUUUCAAAGAGAAAAACUCAGUAACCAACAGGCAGAUCUUACAAAGUACGAUGCCGAAAUCAUAUUUUGGGAAGGCAAAGAAAGGGAGAAACAGCUCCAAUUAGAUUUUUUAACCCAAGAGGUUCUUAAAAUUUCUACCCUAAGCAAAACAAAUCAGGAUCAAAUUCAAGCUCUGACAUACGUUGAGGAAGAAUGUGAAAUUGUCAAACAGCAAGAAAAGACUUUAAAAUCCGAAUUGACAUUGUUAAGAUCAAAGCUGGCGAAUUGCGAAACUGAAUUACUGCAGUGCAAAAAUAAGAUUAGGUUACUAAUGGAAGAAUUUCAUAUGGAACAGAGGAUGUGUAGCAAAAAAUCCGAAUCGCGGAAACAAAUUGAAAGGAAUUUGCUGUUAGAAUUAGAAAGAAUUCAGAAAGACAUAGAACUAGCUAAGCAAAGUUCGGAGAUACACCACCUUACGGCAGAGACCUUGAAAAAAGAGGUAGCGCAAUUAGAAAUAGCAAUAAUCGAAAAAAAGAAACAGGUAGAACAGUUAGUGAAUGAAAUGAAGGAAGCAAAUUUGCAGAGUCUUAGUAUAGUACCUCCAGAAGAUAUUAGACAAAUAUUAGAAGGUCCUAAUAAAGGUAGUACAAGAAAAAUGAUUGGAUCGCCAAGGCAGUUGGAAAAUGCAGUACCUACAAGUAAGAAUCCUCACGGCGUUUGGGUGUAAACUGAUUAAAAAAAAAUAUUAUAUUCAAGAUGUCUGUAUUAAUCAAAAAAAAAAAUAACUAAAGAAAUUAUUCAUUUGAAUAAUUUCUUGAAUUUGGUGUACUACAUUUAAAUAUGUAUUGGAUUAUUAGAGUCUGCUGUAUUAACAGCUUAGUUCUAGAAAUAUUAGAUCAUAAAAAAGAGUUAGAACCAGUGUAAUUCAAUAUGCCUACUAUAUUUUAAAAAUAUAUCAUGUAUCAGGCAUAUGGAGAAAAAUAUAUGUAUAAUAAGUUUUUAGGCAGUCUUCUAUUUGAUCUCACGCGCUUGUCAGAUUUUUGUGUAAAUUAUAUUUGUAGAUUUCGUGUAUGUAAUUUAAAGAAUAACUUUCUUUAUUAAACUUAAAAGAGCUGGACUUCAUUAUUACAAACAAUUGUAAACUCUAGUUGCAACAAAAAUGUUUGCCACCCAAUGGCUAAAGAAUACAAGGAUACAUAAUGCCCAUAUACGAGCUGGAGCAGAAAUUGUGUUGUUAGACGCCAUUUUUUUGGAGGAACGGAUGUGUCACCAGCGACAAUUUUAGGAAGUUUUAAUAUUGUGUGUAGUGGACUUUGUAUAAACUGCCGCAACGAUAAGAAAGAGCCAGGAAUGACGUUUCUUAGGCAAAUAAACAGUCCACUCCACCUUUUUACCGUUUUCUUAUUGAAUUUCAUAAUUAUUUUUUAGAUAUUUAUGUACUUGAUAUGAACUAUACGUCGAUGAUAGGUUUGUACUUUUUAUUAACAUUUUAAUACGUUUUUUUAUAAUUAAUUAGUAUGGUACCACCUAAAUAAGCAGCAUAUACACUAUACGCGUAGUCAGAACAUUUAUCAAGAAUAUAAAUAUCUCUUCAAGCAGCUAUGUUAAGAAAAAUAUGUGGCCACAGCACUGCUUGGAGACAUGGUAACAAUUUAUUCUCGGGUGUUAUUGGCCCUUAUAUUCUUUAACCAUUAUUACCACCAGCUUAACAAAUCUAAAGUCUGUCCUCAAGUCGGGGCUGAUUUUGACAGAUAGCACGCAAAAAAUGACAGAAAAUACAAUUUACCUGUUAAUUAAAAUGACCGACUUGGACAAACUAUAGUACUUUUGUUAAUAUGCUAUUGUAAAUUGUUUUUUUUCCUGACUGAUAAUUUAUUUUACGCCAUACAAUUAAAUCUAUAUUGUAUUUAUUACUAGGUGAGUGGAAUAUAUUUACAAUAAGAUUGUAUUUAAGCUAUUUUUAUUUUUAAUUAAACAAUUUAUUUAUGCACCUAUUUUUGUAUUUAUAUAUUAUGUUACACUGCCAUAGUAAAGAUAUAUUUUAUCAAUGCAAAUUAUGUAUAAAUAUGUUUGAAGAACGAAUACAAAAUAUGUUAAAAAAUUGAAAAAAUGUUUAUAUUUAUUCAAUUUAAAAAUUUUAACUUUAUAAACAAAGCCUUACGUUCAAACCUUACUCAAAAAUGUAAUAUUUAAAAAAAAAAAUGCAAAAGAAAAA